AUGGUCGACCUCGGCGGCUCCCUAGCAGUAGCCUCCCGCGGGCUCUUCGCAACCGGCGUAUCCACCGACCUAAACGUAACCUACCUCUCCUCCGGCGGCAAGAUCGGCGACUUGAUCAAGGCCGAGGUGACGUGUGACAAGUUCGGAAAAACACUCGCUUUCACGUCCAUCAACUUCAGCAACAACAAGGGAGAGGUCUUCGCACGGGGAAGCCACACCAAGUACGUUGCGUUGGCGUGGAAAGACCCCAACAACAUCGUUGAGGAGCUUUCACCUAAGCCUGCGAAGAAGGAGUAG
Messenger RNA from Alternaria novae-zelandiae, 297 nucleotides. RefSeq lists its product as uncharacterized. The record is from RefSeq and is a predicted model, not a curated record. The transcript has 3 exons. NCBI's taxonomy places the organism in Eukaryota, Fungi, Ascomycota, Dothideomycetes, Pleosporales, Pleosporaceae. The coding region runs from base 1 to 297 and encodes 98 amino acids. Gene Ontology annotation, molecular function: fatty acyl-CoA hydrolase activity.